Molecule: messenger RNA, 462 nt
Organism: Cyprinus carpio (common carp)
Lineage: Eukaryota; Metazoa; Chordata; Actinopteri; Cypriniformes; Cyprinidae
Product: perforin-1-like
Source: RefSeq, a predicted model, not a curated record
CCAUGGCAGUGUUUGAUCAUCUUCGGCUUGUUUCUCUGGCCGUGUUGAUGCUGGCGUCUCAGCUGGACUUCGCCAGUGCUGGUGUUCGGGUGUUUGGCUUACAUGCCAGGGACCUCAACGGUGACCCUGCUGGAAACAAACCUGAUCCAUACGUCAAGGUCUGGUGUGGCUCUACUUUUGGGGGACAGACAGAAUUUCACAAAGAUAAUGCUCAUCCUACAUGGUCUGCAGAGUUCUACUUCCCAAAUUGCAAAGCAACUGAAACCCUGAAGCUGGAGGUGUGGGACAAAGACCUGAAUUUUGAUGAUCACUUGGGCACAUGUAAUGAACAGGUGCAAUAUGGGUCUUUCGCUCUUCAUUGUUAUCCGAAAAAAGGCACAAUGUUUUACAAGUAUGAGUUGUCACAAUAAAUAAAGACAAACCUCUACUGUGACUAGUCUGGUAAUAAAAAUCUAAACUCUG